AUGAGCGCGAUUGAUGCUGACUCAAUUAUGAAGCACAUCAUGGAUGGAUGUGCGCCAACAGUUGAUGAAAUCAACUGGAUUAACAUCAAGGCAAAACAAAUGUUCGAGAAACUUCCGAAUGUCGUUUCUGUUCAACCACCUAUCACAAUCUGUGGUGAUAUUCAUGGUCAGUUCAAAGAUCUCAUGGAACUUUUCAAAAUUGGUGGCUCUGUUCCAAUGACAAACUACUUAUUCCUUGGUGAUUAUGUUGAUAGAGGUUCACAAUCAAUCGAAACAGUCUCAUAUCUCUUCUGCCUUAAAUUAAAGUAUCCAAAUAACAUCACUCUCCUCCGUGGUAACCAUGAAAGUGCUGGUAUCUCUCAAAUUUUUGGAUUUCGUGAUGAAGUUAUUGCUAGAUACGGUAACGAUGAUGUUUGGCAAACAUAUACAAAUACAUUCAACUUCCUCCCACUAGCUGCUAUUGUUGGUGAUAAAAUACUUUGCGUUCACGCUGGUCUUUCACCAAGAAUCAAAACAAUCGACGAUAUUCAAAAACUCGAUCGCUUCAGAGAAAUUCCACAUGAGGGCCCUAUGUGCGAUUUAAUGUGGAGUGACCCUACACCAACUCCUGGUUUCCAGCCAUCUGCCAGAGAAGCUGGCUAUCAAUUCGGCCCAGAUAUUACUGCAGGAUGGAACAAGGAGAAUGGUCUUGAACUUACAGCUCGUGGCCAUCAAUUAGUUAUGUCUGGUCUUGAAUAUGGUCAUAACAAUCAAAUUGUUACUAUUUUCUCAGCUCCUGAUUACUGCAGACGUUGCGGAAAUUCUGCUGGUAUCCUUGAGCUUGAUGAGAAUAUGAAGCGUAAGGAAAUUCGCUUCGAAACUCCAAAAGAAGUUGACGAAGAAGCUGACCAGAUUCCAAAGUACUUUAGCUUUGACCUUCCAGAGGAUGAGUAA
Molecule: messenger RNA, 933 nt
Organism: Trichomonas vaginalis G3
Lineage: Eukaryota; Parabasalia; Trichomonadida; Trichomonadidae
Product: phosphoprotein phosphatase protein
Exons: 1
Coding region: 1-933 (310 amino acids)
Biological process (GO): peptidyl-serine dephosphorylation; mitotic cell cycle
Cellular component (GO): cytosol
Molecular function (GO): protein serine/threonine phosphatase activity
Source: RefSeq, a predicted model, not a curated record